AAAUAUCAUAAAGGCAAAAAAACUGAAUAUUCUGGUCCUGAAAUAUUUGGUUUGCAAUUGGAGUUUGUUGAAAAGAAGCAAAUUAAAAAGCUAUAUCCUAGAGUAUUACAACCAAUUGAUAAUUUAAGCUAG
This is a messenger RNA of Racocetra persica, 132 nucleotides long. Lineage: Eukaryota; Fungi; Glomeromycota; Glomeromycetes; Diversisporales; Gigasporaceae. The record is from the annotation of a GenBank genome assembly.